AUGCGAGUUGUUCCCGUUCCCGUCCGCAGCGAUAACUAUGCGUACCUUCUGAUAGAUGAAGCUACCAAGAAGGCUGCCGCAGUGGAUCCAUUCGAUGUACCUAAGGUUCAGGCUCAGGCCGAGAAGGAAGGAGUUGAACUGGCGGCUCUUAUUACUACUCACCACCAUCCCGACCAUUCUGGAGGCAAUAAGGAAUUCCAUUCCGCCUAUCCGGAUGCUCCAGUGUACGGCGGUUCGGACAACGUCCCGGCACUCACUCAUCGCGUAAAAGAUGGCGAUACGUUUUCCGUCGGUGAGAAUAUCAAAGUGGAGUCUGUCCCGACUGUCUAUACCCGACCCAGCACACAGACUCACAUUCCAUCAUGGUCAGGUGCCUGGCUACCCCGUGCCACACGCAGGAUUCGAUUUGUUAUUAUGUUCAGGAUACAAUUCGACCAGAACAAAAAGGAGUCUUUACCGGGUACCGCUCCAGAGAUGCAUAAGGCAUUGUCAUAUCUUGGAGCCCUUCCAGAUGAAACGGUGGUAUACAAUGGGCAUGAAUAUACGAAAGCCUCGCUGGCCUUUGGAGCUCAUAUUGAUCCUGAUGCUCCAGGAAUGAACAGGUUGCGGGAGUUAGCUGAGGAGAAAGUCACCACCGGAAAGUCAACCAUUGCAGAUGAGAAACAAUGGAAUGUGUUUAUGAGACUUGACAGUGAAGCAGUGAGACAGGCAACCAAGGCCCAAGAUGACGUAGAAGCGAUGGCCAAGCUGCGCGAAAUGAAAAACUCGUUUCGGGGGUAA
Rhizoctonia solani is the source of this 780-nucleotide messenger RNA. RefSeq lists its product as uncharacterized. Gene Ontology annotation, molecular function: hydroxyacylglutathione hydrolase activity. The transcript has 5 exons. NCBI's taxonomy places the organism in Eukaryota, Fungi, Basidiomycota, Agaricomycetes, Cantharellales, Ceratobasidiaceae. The record is from RefSeq and is a predicted model, not a curated record. The coding region runs from base 1 to 780 and encodes 259 amino acids.